Messenger RNA from Dipodomys spectabilis (banner-tailed kangaroo rat), 369 nucleotides. RefSeq names its product ubiquitin-conjugating enzyme E2 L3-like. Lineage: Eukaryota; Metazoa; Chordata; Mammalia; Rodentia; Heteromyidae. The transcript has 2 exons. Bases 1 to 369 code for a protein of 122 amino acids. Gene Ontology annotation, cellular component: nucleus. Gene Ontology annotation, molecular function: ubiquitin conjugating enzyme activity. Gene Ontology annotation, biological process: protein polyubiquitination; ubiquitin-dependent protein catabolic process. The record is from RefSeq and is a predicted model, not a curated record.
AUGGCGGCCACCAGAAGGCUGAUGAAGGCUUAUUGUUCCUUUGAUAAGGGGGCCUUCAGAACUGAAAUCAACUUUCCAGCAGAGUAUCCAUUCAAACCACCGAAGAUCACAUUUAAAACAAAGAUCUAUCACCCCAACAUUGAUGACAAAGGGCAGUUCUGUCUGCCUGUUAUUAGUGCUGAGAAUUGGAAGCCAGCAACCAAGACCGUCCAAGUAAUCCAGUCCCUCAUAGCACUGGUGAAUGACCCCCAGCCUGAGCACCCCCUCCGGGCUGACCUAGCUGAAGAAUACUCUAAGGAGCCUAAAAAAUUCUGUAAGAACGCUGAAGAGUUUACAAAGAAAUAUGGGGAAAAGCGACCUGUGGACUGA